Messenger RNA from Dermacentor silvarum, 1420 nucleotides. RefSeq names its product 26S proteasome regulatory subunit 4 (gene Rpt2). The transcript has 10 exons. NCBI's taxonomy places the organism in Eukaryota, Metazoa, Arthropoda, Arachnida, Ixodida, Ixodidae. The record is from RefSeq and is a predicted model, not a curated record. Gene Ontology annotation, biological process: proteasome-mediated ubiquitin-dependent protein catabolic process. The coding region runs from base 22 to 1356 and encodes 444 amino acids. Gene Ontology annotation, cellular component: proteasome regulatory particle, base subcomplex. Gene Ontology annotation, molecular function: proteasome-activating activity; ATP hydrolysis activity; ATP binding.
CAUCAAUCUGCCGUCGCCGAAAUGGGUCAGAAUCAGUCUCAAGGCGGCAGCGGUGGAGGUGGAUCCGGCGGGGACAAGAAGGAUGAUAAGGACAAGAAGCGCAAACACGAGCCACCAAUUCCGAGCCGUGUGGGCAAGCGUAAGAAGCGCACCAGGGGACCUGAGGCUGCGAGCAAGCUUCCACUCGUGACACCUCACACACGAUGCCGGCUAAAGCUGCUGAAGCAGGAGCGCAUCAAGGACUACCUCCUGAUGGAGGAAGAGUUCCUGCGCAACCAGGAACGCCUCAAGCCGCAGGAGGAGAAGCACGAGGAAGAGCGCUCCAAGGUGGAUGACCUCAGGGGCAGCCCGAUGUCAGUCGGUACCUUGGAGGAGAUUAUCGACGACAGCCAUGCCAUUGUCUCAACAUCCGUGGGCAGCGAGCACUACGUCAGUAUGCUGUCCUUCGUCGACAAAGACCAGCUGGAGCCCGGAUGUUCGGUGCUGCUCAACCAUAAGGUCCACGCGGUGGUCGGCGUGCUGUCAGACGAUGCAGACCCCAUGGUGGCCGUCAUGAAGCUCGAGAAGGCGCCCCAGGAAACUUAUGCCGACAUUGGAGGGCUCGACCAGCAAAUUCAGGAAAUCAAGGAAAGCGUCGAGCUUCCCUUGACACAUCCCGAGUACUACGAAGAGAUGGGCAUCCGACCCCCAAAGGGAGUCAUCCUGUAUGGACCUCCGGGCACGGGCAAGACUCUGCUUGCCAAGGCUGUCGCCAACCAAACCUCGGCCACCUUCCUGCGUGUCGUCGGCUCCGAGCUGAUCCAGAAAUACUUGGGAGAUGGCCCCAAGCUUGUUCGAGAGCUGUUCCGGGUAGCUGAAGAGCAUGCACCAUCCAUUGUGUUCAUCGAUGAGAUCGACGCUGUAGGAACAAAACGGUAUGACUCCAACUCCGGCGGGGAGAGAGAGAUCCAGCGGACCAUGCUGGAGCUGCUGAACCAGUUGGAUGGCUUCGACUCGCGUGGUGACGUCAAGGUGGUCAUGGCGACCAACCGCAUUGAGACCCUCGACCCAGCCCUGAUCCGGCCCGGCCGCAUCGACCGCAAGAUUGAGUUCCCACUGCCAGACGAGCGGACGCGGCGGCGCAUCUUCCAGAUCCACACGGCACGCAUGACGCUCGCUGGCGAUGUCAACUGUGACGACCUGGUUGCCGCUAAGGAUGACCUGUCGGGUGCAGACAUUAAGGCCAUCUGCACCGAAGCCGGACUCAUGGCACUACGCGAGAGGCGCAUGAAGGUGACCAGCGAGGACUUCCGAAAGUCUAAAGAGAACGUCCUGUACCGAAAGAAGGAAGGAAGCCCGGAGGGUCUCUACCUGUGACCUUGUCAGCUUCCCCAGAAUCCUGUGUGGAGGCUAAUAAAAGUGUUUACCUUGCUUACCUUCA